Pomacea canaliculata is the source of this 3088-nucleotide messenger RNA. RefSeq names its product zinc transporter ZIP9-B-like. The transcript is spliced from 7 exons. Gene Ontology annotation, cellular component: membrane. The record is from RefSeq and is a predicted model, not a curated record. Lineage: Eukaryota; Metazoa; Mollusca; Gastropoda; Architaenioglossa; Ampullariidae. Gene Ontology annotation, molecular function: metal ion transmembrane transporter activity. Gene Ontology annotation, biological process: transmembrane transport; zinc ion transport. The coding region runs from base 1 to 1020 and encodes 339 amino acids.
AUGGAUGACGUCUUUACGUUAAUAUUACUGUCGGUAGCAAUGCUUAUAGGAUGCUAUCUUGCUGGAGCUAUUCCACUUACAGUGACACUUUCAGAGGAAAAACUGAAACUUGUGACCGUCCUUGGAGCAGGGCUGUUGGUUGGUACUGCUUUAGCUGUCAUCAUUCCAGAAGGAAUUCAUGCAAUGUAUAGCAGUGGUAUGGAGAAUCACCAUCAUCAUGAAGAUGGUGCUGUACAUGUUGUAGAGAAAGCAGCUCUGGCUGCUCCUGGAGCUGGAGGAACUGGCGCUGAAGCUGCAGCAGCUGCUGAUGCUGAGGUCAAGCUCCAUGACCAUGCAGACCAAGAGGUGGGCCACCAGGAUUCUCAUGAUAUGGAAGGAAACCACUCCAUCAUUGGCAUCACUCUUGUGACAGGCUUUAUCUUUAUGCUCCUUGUUGAUCAGAUGGGCGGCAGUCUACAUGCUCACUCCGUGCCUGGUGACCCGGAAUCUCCUCAGGGUUCUCAGAAUAGGCACAAGAUCACAGCCACACUGGGUCUGGUUGUCCAUGCAGCAGCGGAUGGUGUUGCCAUGGGAGCUGCUAUCACCAUGUCAGAAACACAUAUUACCAUGAUAGUGUUUUUGGCCAUCAUGCUACACAAGGCACCUGCUGCUUUUGGCUUAGUGUCAUUCCUGCUUCAUGAAAACUUUGACCGACCCAGAAUUAGGAGGCACCUUUUAGUCUUUUCGGCUGCAGCACCUUUGCUUACGAUCAUUACAUAUUUUGGUCUCAGUCAGAAAAGUACAGCAUCAUUAUCAGACAUGCACACAACUGGCAUUGCUAUGCUGUUUAGUGCUGGGACCUUCCUGUAUGUAGCAACUGUUCACGUUUUACCUGAGGUGUCUACCGUGCAGCAUCGCCAUACCAUGCCAGAUGGAACUAUUAUUGUACGAGAAAGCAAAGGAUUUAGAAAAGCGGAGCUGUGUGCCCUUGUGUUUGGAUCUGCUGUCCCUGUGUUGCUUGCUGUGGGGCAUAGGCACUAAGAAAAGGCUAGAAGGGAAAGGUUGUGCUUGCAUAAUGCAAGACCUAGAAACUGAAUUGUACAGAUUGCACAAAUAAUAUGGGAGAGGAUUUUUAGGGACACUAGAAUUUUAUUGGGCUAGAAAAGUGAUAAUGACAUGAGUGUGUGCAACAGUGGGUAAAGUAUGCAUGUGAAAAAGAUGAUUGAGAAUAAAAAUUUUUCUCAGGCUGAUCAUGUCCAUACAAAGGUAGUAUUAAAAAAUUUUUUAAUCAUUGAUUUUUUUUUUAAAUUUCAGUUUUAUGUAACAUUUACAUAUGAAAAGUGUACAGUAAGCUGUUUGCCUUUUUUUGAGAAAAAUCUUAGAUUUUUCAUUUUAAUAUGUUUUCACAAGGAGGCAGAAGUAUAAACUGAAAAAAAUCUGUUAAUUGGAAAUAGGUCCUAAGUUCUAAUAUUUUGACAGUAUCAGACUAUAGAUUGCACUCUAUAUGAUUGUUAUUAGUAAAGUGACCAUAUCACUCUUUUUUUAAAGCAUUGAAAGUUUUAAAUAUAAAUGUAUGUUAAAUGCAGGUUGACAAUAGUUAAAAACCAAAUAUAAAGAUACAAGUACUUUUUAGUUGAUAUGUUAAUAUUGUUCAAUUAAAUUACAAGAUUCCUGACUGCUUAGUAGGAUACACUUUCUUUAGCUGCAAUAUUAAAAGAUCUGCUUUUUCCCGAAAAUUAUAGCCCUAAAUUCAUAUAUUUCCUUUCUUGAAAUUGAAGCUAUAGUCCAUCAUAAAUUGCACAUCAACAUAAAAAGCAAAACGCUUGAUUUUGUUGUCCUUUUAAUUCAAGUGUUUGCAAUUGUACCUUUAGUCUGCAGUGCUGCUUCCUGUUGUUUGCACCUUCUAGGAGGAAAAAUAAAUCUCUCUUUAAAAUGUGUUGUACUGCCUACUGAAAAAAAAUGAAGAUCCAGAACAAAAAUUCAACUUUGCUGUUGUUCCAAUUCUCUGACAAUUUCUGACAAUUUCAGUUUAGAUGAUGUUCCAGAAAACAAAGGUUUACUGCUCUUCAAAACACUUUGCUUGGCAGGUGACCUAAAAUAACAAGAGACGACUACAUUAUUAUUCAUUAAGACACUAGUCAUCUUUCUAUUGCCUGAUUUUAUAAUAGUUUAUAUUUAUUUUAUAAUUUUUAUAAAUCAGAUAAAAUUUGCAUGUGGCAUCUGUUUACAGGGCUGGCUUCCUUGCCAUGAUAAAGCGUUAGCUGCUGGCUCAGUGUAAAACACCAAUCCCCCACAAAUAAAUUGAAAUAAAAAUCCAGUGUCUAGAACAUUUAUGAUGAUUAAAUUCCUUAGCAGGAAAAUAACAAUUUGAGGUGUGAAUGUAAGAAUAAAGUUGUUAGCUUUCUGAUGAGCCAGUCUGAGUGUGUAUGAUGUUGAUUCCCAUGCUAUGGAGUGCACAUGUGGCAGCACAAUGUAUAAAGAUGGUUUGUUAAUGCAUCAAUAUUCAAGAUUUCUUCCACACCUGCAUGACUUGAAAUGUUUCAGGGAUAAGAUGGCACCAUUUAUCUGCUGAAAAAAAUUAUGAUUAAAAACGUACACUUCACUUUUGUUUUCUGUUCUACCAGGGGGCUUUUCCUUUUUUUAAUCCCAUUUAUAGAGUGUAAGAUGAUGUGUAUUAACAGUUUUAUGUGGAAUGGAGAUAAAAUUGUACAUAUUUUUGUAGGUUUAUCUUUUACCUUUGGUGCUUGGUUUAGUCUUCUUACUUUCAACCUGCAUUGCCUGGUGUGUCAUUUAUGUAGAGUUGUUUGACUGUGGAAGAGGGGCAUCUCAGUGUUUCAUGGCAUGAAUGGUGUAUGGAUAUAGAAAAAUAAACGAUCUGAAAGCUUACAGAAUUGUCAAACAGAUAUUGAAUGGGCCUGAUGACUCUUCAGUCAUAGUUAAUACUUUAAAUUAAAAUUUUAGAACAAACAAAGCCAAAAUAUUCCAAGUAUUUGACAAAUUGUGACUGUCACCUAUUUUGGGUUAGGGUUGCUAGUGGAAUUUCUACACUAGCUUUCUGAAAUAACUGGAAUUGAGACAAGAUUAAAGCAUACCAAAUGUACCUAGGAAA